Molecule: messenger RNA, 753 nt
Organism: Pipistrellus kuhlii (Kuhl's pipistrelle)
Lineage: Eukaryota; Metazoa; Chordata; Mammalia; Chiroptera; Vespertilionidae
Product: coiled-coil domain-containing protein 70
Exons: 1
Coding region: 1-753 (250 amino acids)
Source: RefSeq, a predicted model, not a curated record
AUGGCAGGCUCGGAAUCCAAGCAGAUGAAGAGAGGGAAGCUCUUGCGCAUGUUCUCUAGGUUCUUCUCUUGCCUCCGAGGUCAACCACAGGAGCCCCAACGGGAGUUGGAGAGGGUGAAGAAGGACCUCCGGAGGGACAACCAGGCCUCCCGGAACGAGAACAACGCGCUCCGCAGGGAGAACUUGUGCCUGUGGGUGGAGAACAUAGCCCUCCGGAGGGAGAACAAGGGCUUCCUCGUGGAGAACCAGUCCACCCGCGAGAGGAACCAGAGGCUGCGGCAGGUGAACCAGGACCUCUGGAUGGUGAACACCGUGGUGAGCAAGACCCCGUGGGAGAAGAUCAACAUCCUGAACACGGAAACCAAGUCCUACCGGCAGCAGAACAAAGCCCUGAAAGCCCAGACCAAGGCGCUCUGGAACCGGGAGGUGGCCUACCGCAAGGAGGCCAAGGCCCUGCAGGAGGAGAUCAGGUCCCUGCAGGAGAACAUCAAGGGCCUGCAGCACCAGGAGCGAGCCAUUCGUCUGGAGGAGCUGGCCCUGAGGAAGGAGGGGAACGCGCUGGAGAUGGAGGAGCAGGCCCUGUGGAAGGUGGAGCUGGCCCUGCGCGAGGAGAACCAGGCCCUCCGGGAAGAAAGCAAUGCCCUGAAGGAGGUGGAGAGGGCCCUUCUGGAGGAGACCAGGGUGCUGGAACUGUGGAACAAGAUUCUUCUGGGCCAGGAGAUCAGCCGGGCUAGCUGGGGAGGUGCCCAGUAA